Trichoderma citrinoviride is the source of this 1338-nucleotide messenger RNA. Its product is annotated as DnaJ-domain-containing protein. NCBI's taxonomy places the organism in Eukaryota, Fungi, Ascomycota, Sordariomycetes, Hypocreales, Hypocreaceae. Gene Ontology annotation, cellular component: cytosol. Gene Ontology annotation, biological process: regulation of translational fidelity; 'de novo' cotranslational protein folding. The record is from RefSeq and is a predicted model, not a curated record. Gene Ontology annotation, molecular function: Hsp70 protein binding; ribosome binding. The transcript has 2 exons. Bases 1 to 1338 code for a protein of 445 amino acids.
AUGGCUUCCAUCAGUCAGGUUGUCACUCUGCCGCUUCCUGCCCUGCCCGAGGGCUGGAGCGCCGACAAGGACUUCAAGGCCGUCGGCAAGCUUUCGGGCGCCGUCCAGCGCAGCAUCGAGCCUGUUGGACCGCACUUCCUGGCUCACGCCCGCCGAGCCCGUCACAAGCGCACCUUUUCCGAGGAUGACCGGAUUCAGGCCCAGGAGAGCGCCAAGAACGUCGAGGAUGCCGAUGAUGGCGAGGAGAGCGAGCCCGAGGACCCCAUGAUGCUGCAGCUGCAGGCCAAGGACUGGAAGACUCAAGAUCACUACAAGGUGCUCGGCCUGUCCAAGUACCGCUGGAGGGCCACCGAGGAGCAGAUCAAGAAGGCCCACCGCAAGAAGGUGCUCAAGCAUCACCCCGACAAGAAGGCCGCCUCGGGCCGCACCGAGGACGACCAGUUCUUCAAGUGCAUCCAGAAGGCCACCGACGUGCUGCUCGACCCCGUCAAGCGCCGCCAGUUCGACUCCGUCGACGAGGAGGCCGACGUCGAGCCGCCCACCAAGAAGCAGCUGCAAAAGGGCGACUACUACAAGCUCUGGGGCAAGGUCUUCAAGGCCGAGGCCCGCUUCUCCAAGAUCCACCCGGUGCCGACCUUUGGCGACGCCAACUCGACCAAGGAGCACGUCGACGAGUUCUACAACUUCUGGUACAACUUUGACAGCUGGCGGUCCUUUGAGUACCUGGACGAGGACGUGCCCGACGACGGCGAGAGCCGUGACCACAAGCGCCACGUCGAGCGCAAGAACGCCAACUCUCGCAAGAAGAAGAAGGCCGAGGACAACGCCCGCCUGCGCAAGCUGUUGGACGACGCCUCCGCCGGCGAUGAGCGCAUCAAGCGCUUCCGACAGGAGGCCAACGCCGCCAAGAACAAGAAGAAGCUGGAGAAGGAGGCUGCUGAAAAGAAGGCCGCUGAGGAGGCCAAGGCUAAGAAGGAGGCCGAGGAGAAGGCCAAGGCUGAGGCUGAAGCCGCCGCAAAGGCCGACCGCGAGGGUGCCAAGAAGGCCAAGGAGGCGGCCAAGAACGCCCUCAAGAAGAACAAGCGUGUGCUCAAGGGCUCCGUCAAGGACGCCAACUACUUUGCCUCCGGCGACGCCUCUGCCGCCCAGAUCGAUGCCGUCCUGGGCGAUGUCGAGCUGGUGCAGGGCAAGAUUGACGCCGAUGAGAUUGCUGCUCUUGCCGGAAAGCUUAACGGUCUGACGGUGGCGGACGAGAUCAAGGGUGUCUGGAGUGCCGAGGUGAAGAGGCUCGUUGACGCGGGCAAGCUGAAGGAGGGCGAUGUUAAGACGCUGGCGUAG